Messenger RNA from Mus caroli (Ryukyu mouse), 4154 nucleotides. It is a transcript of the gene Palm2akap2, whose product is annotated as PALM2 and AKAP2 fusion. NCBI's taxonomy places the organism in Eukaryota, Metazoa, Chordata, Mammalia, Rodentia, Muridae. The record is from RefSeq and is a predicted model, not a curated record. Gene Ontology annotation, biological process: regulation of cell shape. Gene Ontology annotation, cellular component: membrane.
UCGCGAGCGACGGCGGCAGCCACGGGUCCCCCACACCCCAGGGGCGGAGCGAGGCGCGGAGACGUCAGGGCGGGGACCUAGCGCUGCGGAGCGCGCUCUCCCGGAGGCUCCGGGCGGCCCACGUUCCGGGCUGGCGCGGCCGGUGGUGGCGGUGGCGGUUGAGACUGGGAUCUUGCAGUUCGCGGCGGCGCUGGGGCGCAGCCAGGCGGCCGCGCCGGUGGAGACCGAGGCUGAGCUCUGAGCCAGCCGUGCGCGCAGCUUUGCCCGCCCCCCAGGAGCAGACCCCACGCGCCCUUAGGCUGUCCCCGGGGUCGAGUUGAGCUCCCCACGGGUGCCCUUUUAUCUCCUUGGGUGACUACAGCGUGUGUUUUGUUUUUCUUCCUUUUUCCCCUGCCCGUGUGCCCUUCUCCAGGAUGGCAGAGGCGGAAUUGCACAAGGAGAGGCUGCAAGCCAUAGCAGAAAAAAGAAAGAGGCAGACGGAAAUAGAAGGGAAGAGACGACAGCUUGACGAGCAGGUACUGCUGCUUCAGCAUUCCAAGUCCAAAGUGCUUCGGGAAAAAUGGCUGCUGCAGGGUGUACCGGCGGGAACAGCGGAGGAGGAGGAAGCCAGGCGCCGGCAGUCUGAAGAAGAUGAAUUCAAAGUCAAGCAGCUUGAAGAUAACAUUCAGAGGCUGGAGCAGGAAAUACAAGCGCUCGAAAGUGAAGAGUCUCAGAUAUCCGCCAAAGAGCAGAUCAUCCUGGAGAAACUGAAGGAGACGGAGAAAUCCUUCAAGGACUUGCAGAAGGGUUUCUCCACUGCUGAUGGAGCUAUAUACGCCAUGGAAAUUAAUGUGGAGAAAGACAAACAAACAGGAGAGACCAAGAUUCUCUCUGCAUCCACCAUUGGCCCAGAGGGGGUCCAUCAGAGAGGAGUCAAAGUCUAUGAUGACGGUACCAAAGUAGUGUAUGAGGUGCACUCAGGAGGCACCGUGGUAGAAAACGGAGUCCACAAAUUAAGCGCAAAGGAUGUGGAAGAGUUAAUUCAGAAGGCGGGACAAUCGAGCUUCAGAGGACACAUGUCAGAAAGGACUGUUGUUGCAGAUGGGAGCCUGGGCCAUCCCAAGGAACACAUGCUCUGCAAAGAGGCCAAGUUAGAAAUGGUGCAAAAGUCCAGGAAAGAUCAGCCUUCAGGAAACCCCGGGCAGCAGGCCCAGCCCCCCAUCACAGAAGGGCCAGGGGCAAACCUGGAUCAACCAGUCACCAUGAUUUUUAUGGGCUACCAAAACAUCGAGGAUGAAGAGGAGACUAAAAAGGUGCUAGGCUAUGACGAAACCAUCAAGGCCGAAUUAGUCCUGAUUGAUGAAGAUGAUGAAAAGUCGCUGAGAGAGAAGACAGUGACGGAUGUGUCCACGAUCGACGGGAACGCAGCUGAGCUGGUGUCGGGCAGGCCCUUGUCAGACACCACAGAACCCUCAUCCCCAGAAGGCAAGGAAGAGAGCCUGGCCACAGACCCCGCCCCAGGUACCCAAAAGAAAAAGCGCUGUCAAUGCUGUGUUGUCAUGUGACCACUUCUUUCUCCUCCCCUUUCUUCCGGGCAGCCUCUCUUAAAUAGACUUCUCCACCUCUUAAAUAGACUUCACUGUACCACUAACUGCGAUACUGUGAACCGGAAGCAAACACCUGCCUUGCCUCGCAGUUGGAUUUGCUUUGAUCUCUCGCUCACAUCUUUCCUUCUCCUCACUUGGGAAACAACGUGCAUGUGUGUGCUUCAUUUUUUCCCCCAAGAACUUACUUUUUCCUCUAAACCUUUCUUUGUGUCUUCAAGAGUUGAAUCAGUGCGGUACUACUUGAUUGGAGUGGACUCUUCAUAGCAGCUGGUUAUCUUGUAGCCUUAAUUGACUUGAUUGGACUCCAACCCAUGGGCACCGGGGGUUUUCAUUUCGGCGUGUGUUCCUCUAACCUAGACACACACACACACACACACACACACACACACACACACACACACACUGCCAUGCCCCUGGCUUCUCACCUGCCUCCUUUGCUGUGUGGAUCUGUUUUUAUAUCUUGUGUAGCGAAAUGCUAUGGGCUGUUAGCCAGUUGCUAGCGUAGCCAAAAGUGGACCUACCUUAAUCUGGCCAUUCUAGGAUGACGCUUUUCCUUUGCUGCCUUACCUAAGCUUUCAGAUUACAGUAUUGUGCUUUCCUUCUGUUAAAAACACAAUGAAGUUGAUGAGAGCAAAGAACCCAGCGUCUGUCCCAGAAGAAGUGUAGGGACUGACUCACCACCUGGUGGUCGGCAGCUCUCUCUUUCUAUGGCUUACGCAAUGAACCCUUCAUACAGGACUUUCUAAGGACCUCAGGCCACCAUUGCUCUCUGCACCCCGUGCUCACCAGUCCAUAAGCCUUGUUUCCAUGCUCCCCCAAAGUGUAAAGUUUCAUAUUGUUUUCUUUUCCAUGUAUAUUUUCUGAUAGAACUCAUCUAUUUUCAAAGAGGGGAUCAUUUUGAGAAGUCUCUCUGCAGUGACCAUAUUCCAUAAAACAGUCUUUCUGACAUAGGGGGGCUGUCAUAAUACCCCCACUGUAUCAAGGAUGGUGCUGUAUGCAUUAACUGUCCAUCUCCUGUGCCCAGUUGAUUAGUCCUACAUCUGUGCUUUUUUUUUAAUUUAAUAUCCUCAUGGGUAAGAGAAUGUUUCACAUAACAUCAAUACAUAAGUCUCUUUACUCAAAACAAAACAAAACAAAACUUUUCAAUGAAAAUUGUGAAAAAUGUUGAAAGAUGAAGAUUUUGAAUUCUACCACAUAGUCUAAGUGGCUCGUUCCUGGGCUUCUUAAAGCACCGUUUCUUCGUGUCUAGGAAUUGUAGAAUAUUGAGGAUUUUCUUUUUUAACUUAAAACUUGAUAAACAGCCCUUGAAAUCCAUAGUUUGCUCUGCCCUAAACUGGAUAGCCAUGUGUUUUCUGAAAGCAAAAGGGAGGGAUUUAGAAAAACAAACAAACAAACAAACAAACAAACAAAAAACAAAAACCUAAUACAGGAGAAAGGGAAGUGGGGCUGGUGCUAACUGAUUUUAAUGAGAUAGCUUCAUUUACCCAGACACCAUAGUUUCAUACAAAUCAGUAACAGAAUCAUGUUUGUUCCCAUGGAGGAACCACAUGCUGUGAUCCGCCAUGUCACGUCUUCACAUAUCUUGGAAGUAGCUCAGAAAAAAAAAAUAGUAAUAAUAAGGAAUCAGGAGGAUCGCAGCACAGAACCAACUAAAUCUGUCCCGUUUAACUUGUUUGAGGAUCAAUCUGAUACUUUGUUCAUUUCUUGGCUUGAAGUUAUAUUUAUUAUACUUAGAGGAAAAUGACAUUUUUAUUUCUGUUCUUCUUUUCUCCGGUAGUUUCCUUUUCACUGAGCACAACGUGAGUCAUUUUUAAUCUUUAAUAAGUAAACAAGAAAAAUUAAAGAAAAGAAUAGCAAGGGAGUGAACAAAGUUUCCCAGAUUGUUCCCUCCACGGUUUCCCCGUGAGGUAACUGGGAAUUAUUGCUAGGUCUGGGCUUCACAAAAGUAUCUGCGGUAGAUCGCAGAGGCUCUGUUAUCUGGGAACUAGGCUCCAGUGCCAACAGCCCUCACUGCCCUAAACUUCAUUUUCCCCCAGUGGUUAAAUAGCACACAAGCCUUGAACAAAAGGCCAUGUGGAUAAACCCAUUUCCACAGACAGAGAAACUGGUUCUCAUGGUUUUAGACAAUCUAUCAUCUUAAGAAGCCAUUUGGGAAAUAUACAAUCUAAAAGUUUACUUAGCCUGUCUCUUCUACUCUCUUGGGGAUUUGGACUGCUCAGUGUGAGGUUUCCAAAGCACAGUGAGGGAGUGGAUCGCAGAGCUCAGAGCCCCUGGGCAAAGAAUAACUGCCCCCCUCCCCCAAUCUAUUGGUCAUUAUUAUGAGCAAGUAACUAGCAAACUCUGAGUGCUUUUGUUAUUAAAGAAUAUCAUUUAAUUGAAGUUAAGACGUAUUGCCCUUAUGAAAAUUAUUUGUGGAUACAGUACAUGAAAGUAUGUUUGAAUAUGGCCAAUGUUCGCAUACUAUACUAUCCCAGUCUCUGUGGGAGACCCAAGUUCAGCCAAUCCUUAUUAUGGAAUGAGCUAGAUCAGCCCACCUAGCACAUCAAGUCAUGGCCUUGGUGAUGGAGA